AUGAAGAAGAAGAGGUGGCAGGGGAGACGAGGUCAGACACGAGAAGAAGAUGUCAGUGAUUCUCAGGUCAGCCAGGGACGGCCACAGAGCUCAAAGAUCACAGAGAGCAAAACGAGCACCAGUAAGGUGAAAACACGGCGAUGGACACCAUGUCCUUACGGCAGCUCCUGCUACAGGUAUUCCUCAUGCCACUUUCAGGAGUGCAGUCACCCUGCAGAAAGCGACUAUGAGGAAGAGGAGGCAGAGGAUGCUGACGAAGACAGGCCUGAGUGUCUGUAUGGCACCCACUGCUACAGAAAGAAUCUGCUCCACAAGAAAGAGUACAAGCACACUAAAUCACCACCCAAGACUGCUGCUGCUGAUGAGGAUGAUGGUCACUAUGAAAACAGUUUAAUUAUGGAUGAGCGUGAGGAGGAGGAGGAAGUGGAUGAAGACUUGGACUAUGUGCCCGAAUCAGCCGACAGAGGCAAAGGGGACAUUAAACGCCUGCAGAAUGAAGCAAAAGCAUUCAUCAGGAGGAAGAAGUGA
This is a messenger RNA of Carassius carassius (crucian carp), 528 nucleotides long. RefSeq names its product aprataxin and PNK-like factor. The transcript has 5 exons. The record is from RefSeq and is a predicted model, not a curated record. Gene Ontology annotation, cellular component: nucleus; site of double-strand break. NCBI's taxonomy places the organism in Eukaryota, Metazoa, Chordata, Actinopteri, Cypriniformes, Cyprinidae. Gene Ontology annotation, biological process: double-strand break repair. Gene Ontology annotation, molecular function: DNA-(apurinic or apyrimidinic site) endonuclease activity; 3'-5' exonuclease activity. Bases 1 to 528 code for a protein of 175 amino acids.